UCCGACCCGAGGGUCGCUCCCCGGAUCGCUCCCGCCUCCCCGCACUCAGCCCCCUGGCCCGGCCUCCGCGGCUGUCGGGGGGCUGCCGGGCGGGGGCUCCGUCAGUCCGUGGUCAGGCGGGUGAGGCGGGACGGGCGCCGCCCGCCCAGCGCCCGGGCACGCUCUCGCGGCCUCCCGGUCUCGUUCAGGCGGAGGACUGGGGGCGGCAGACGCCUCAGAGCUCGCCGCCCACCGAGUGUGCAGCGGAAAGCGACGCGCGACGGGCGAGGACGGAGAACGGCCUCGGGUGUGCGUCUGGCCGUCGGAAAAAAUCGAAGGGGUGGAAGGAGUACGGCAGGUGAUUUUGGGGGGCACAAAAACCUUCUUUGAAGAACUUUGUACAGUGUUGAAGGAUGGCAGAAGCGGUGUUGAUAGAUCUCUUUGGUUUGAAAUUAAACUCUCAGAAAAACUGUCAUCAGACAUUACUAAAGACAUUGAAUGCUGUCCGAUACCACCAUGGUGCCAAGGCCAAGUUCCUUUGCAUAAUGUGUUGCAGUAACAUCAGCUGUGACCAUGAUAAUUGUGAAUUAGAAACAAGCAAUGGAUUAUCUGCUUCCCUGAGAGAAUUUGAGACUGUUAGCAAUCCCAGCAUGGCUGCUUCAUUGUAUACCAUUAAACAAAAAAUUGAUGAAAAAAAUUUGAGCAGCAUUAAGGUAAUUGUGCCUGUGCACCGGAAGACAUUAAUGAAGGCUUUUAUUGGUCAACUCUUCACUGAUGUUUACAAUUUUGAGUUUGAAGAUUUACAGAUGCCUUUGAGGGGAGGUCGUUUGAAACAGCCUACUGAAAUAAACAUAAUCACAGCUCAAGAACUAGAAGCAAUCCAGAAUGAAAUAGAAACAUAUUUGAGAAGUUUGCCAGCACUGAAAGGAGAAUUAACCAUUAUCACAUCUCCUUUGAUCCCAGAUAUUUUCAUACAUGGAUUUACUACAAGAACAGGUGGAAUAUCUUACAUACCAACUCUUAGCUCAUUCAAUCUCUUCAGUAGUUCCAGACGGAGAGAUCCCAAGGCUGUUGUUCAAGAAAAUCUGCGUAGGCUGGGGAAUGCAGCAGGAUUUAAUGUGAAGAAAUUUUACCGAAUAAAGACUGAUCAUGCCAAUGAUGUCUGGAUUAUGGGAAGGAAGGAGCCUGAAUCUUACGAUGGAAUCACCACAAAUCAAAGAGGAGUCACAAUAGCGGCUCUUGGUGCUGACUGUAUACCAAUUGUUUUUGCCGAUCCUGUCAGAAAAGCAUGUGGGGUUGCUCACUCUGGUUGGAGAGGUACUUUGUUAGGUGUUGCUAUGGCUACAGUGAAUGCUAUGAUAGCAGAAUACGGCUGUAGUUUGGAAGACAUUAUUGUUGUACUGGGGCCUUCAGUAGGACCUUGCUGUUUUACUCUUCCAAGGGAAUCAGCAAAGGCAUUUCAUAAUCUUGAUCCCGGAUGUGUACGGCUCUUUGGCUCACCAAAUCCCUAUGUUGACAUCCGUAAAGCCACGAGGAUUCUUCUAGAACAGGGAGGAAUUCUACCACAGAAUAUUCAGGACCAGAACCAAGAUCUCAACCUCUGUACCUCCUGUCAUCCUGACAAGUUUUUCUCCCAUGUCCGAGAUGGCCUUAACUUUGGUACACAGAUUGGCUUCAUAUCAAUUAGAGAAUGAGAUACUUGACUGGACUUUUGCAUAACUAUUUCCUGCUUCCUUCCCAACCAACUGUAGGAGAGAAAUUUAGCUGUUUGAUAUACUUAAAGCCAAAAGGAUUAUAAUGAAUAAUUCAUCUUUCAGAUAUAUUUUCAUUGUUAUCCAAAGCCAAAUCAUUUCAUUGAUUCUAACAAUAACUGACACAAAAUCAAUAUGAUGUAUUGGGUUGGCCAAAAGAUUUGCUCAGUUAAUGAAUACGUUGUUCAAUAAUGUUCUUGGUGAAAAUGACAAAUGUGUCUUUUAUUUUUACUUAAACCCAAAUGAACUUUUUGGCCAACCCAAUAGUUUAUAUGUUACACAGAUAAGGAUUAUUCUUAAAGUUUGUACUCUGUAAUUGUUACGUAAAUCAGGAAUAGGUCUAUUCAGUUUAGUAUUUAUUGGGUAGCCUCUAUUUGUCAAGUAUUGUGUGAAUCAUAGGUGAAAUCAAAAUGAGUAAUACUUUUUCCCUUUGAGUCUAAUGUAGUGGAAGAGAUAACCACUUCUAACACUUUAAUUUUAAUAGCCAAAGAGUACAGGAGAAGGGAGGAUUAAUUCUAUGUGAAAGGCAGAAUAGAGAAGGUAUUACAGAGAAAAUGACUUACCACAUGCGCCCGAAAGAUGAUGUAUAGGCUUUUGACAAAUAAAGAACAAUCAUAACAGGUAGAGGGAGUACCAUAAACUAGGGCAUGAAACUGUACGUGUAUAACAUGUUCUGGAAAGAGAAGGGUGUGGGCAGGAGUUACUGGAAAAACAGGUUAGAAACAGAUUAGUUCGGGUCUCAAAUGCCAUGUCAGAGAGUUUGGAGUUUAUUUUCCAGGCAAAGAGUAGGCAUAGAAAGUAGGAGAGUGUUUUUAUGUCCUUGGCAUUAUAUUUAACAAGAUGGAUUUAACUUGUGAGAGACUAAAGCAGAGAGAUUAGUUAAGAGGCAGUCACGAGACUUUUAAAAAGAAAUAAUGAAACCUGAAUGCAGUGGAAAUUAAAACAGAGGCAAGAGUAGAUGAAUUAGUGAGACAUUUCAGAGAUGGAAUCUGCAGAUCCUGUUCCUAGAUCAUGGAGGUAAGAGGUGAGGAAGAGUGGAGAAGUCCCUGAUGCCUCCACAAUCUCUGCUUGGCUGACUACCUAGAGUGGCAGCAAAGAUGGGGAGGAGGUUUGGGGCAAGGGGGAGGGAUAAUGAGAUUGACACACAGACUGAAGUACAUCCAGAUGGAAAUAUGUGGUCAACAAUUAGAAAUAGAGACCAGGAACCUGGGAGGGAGUCGCAAAAAAGACAGCAAUUUGGGAGUUGGCUAUGCAGAGGCAAUGCCUGAGUCUGCUGGAACAGGCUGGAUCAUCUCUGUAGAAGCAUAGAGUGAGAAGAAAGGAGGUCCAAGGAUGAAACCUCAUGCAACACUUGCAUUUGGAGAGCCAGAAGCUGAACCAGUCAAAAAAAUUAAUCCUAGAAGAAAAAAAAUGUAUAGUCAUUUUGGAGAAAGAAGCCAGCAUAGCUAUGAGAGGUACUCAAAAAGAAAUCUUCAGGGAGUUCCCUGGUGGCCUAGUGGUUAGGAUUUGGCGCUUUCACUAUGGAGGCCCGGGUUUGAUCCCUGGUCAGCAGCCUGCAUGCCGUGCAGUGUGGCCAAAACACAAAAAUAAAUAAGUAAGUAAAUAAGUAAGUAAGUAAAAAAAAAAAAAAAAAAAAAAGAACUCUUCAGAGAGAAAAUAAAAUGAGAAGAAACCAAUGGAUUAACCAUGUUGAAGCUGUUCUACAGGUCAUGGUGGUGGAGUCAGAUUUCAGUUCUUUGAGGAAGAGGAUGCACCAGUGUCAACCAUUCUUCGCUAGUAUUUAUUGGAGAAAAUAAAGCACCAAGGGCUGUAUUUUGAGGCAGUGUGUGUGUGUGUGUGUGUGUGUGUGUGUGUGUGUGUGUGUGUUUGGGAGGGGGGAUGAGUAGUCUUAAGUGUAUUUGUAGGCUGAGGAGAGGAUUUGGGCUGUUUUCACUUGGGAAAAAUGGUAUGUAUGGUACAUACUUUUAAUGUGAAUUGUCACAUUGUACCUUAAAAAGAUUUCUUAUUCAUACAUAUAUUUCUUACCUGAAUAUGCAGAAAAUUACAUUUGUUUGGUACUUAUAAAGGACUUUCAAGUCCAUUAGCUCAUUUUACCUUUACAGGUACCCUGAAGUACAUGUCAGGUGCUAUUCCUUUUAUUCAGAUGAGAAAACUGAGCCUCGUUGAGGUAGAGGCUAAAAUCACAUAAUUUGUGAUAAAGUAAGAUUUGAACCCACAUCUUGUGACUCCAAAUAUCAUUUCAGAUUUUACAGUUAAUCAGAGCUAUCUAAAUUAAAUUUUUACAACUUUUUGUUAAUAUCACAUAUUUAUCCACUCAGUCAAAAUGUUGUUGAGGUGCUAGGGUAGGUUAAAAAUUAUAGUUAUGGCCCUCAAGAUAUUUAAUAUCCAGUGAAAGGUGACAUUCAAUAAAGCAACAAUUUUAAUACUGUGAUAUGUGUUGUAAGGUUGUUUAAUUCUUUUAUGUAACUCAUAGCUCAGUGUGAAAUUUAUAUAAAAUACCUCAUUUCUUACAAUUUAGGGAAGGCAUUAAGUAUAAAUCAUAGGACAAACUCAUGCAAUCAAACUCAUGUAAAAUACUCUUGUUUUCAUGAUAACAGUAAGAUUAAGGAAUAAUUCCAUUGAGAAAGAUGGAUAAUUUUCCAGUUCUUCACUGUAUAUUAUUUUGUUGAAUGCAGAGUAUUAGGCAGCCAUGUUUUACUUUAUGUACCAAAAUACUCCAAAACCAAAUAAAAAUUAUGUUUGAUUAUCUAUGAUUUUGCAUUAUCUGUGUCAAAGCACAGAAUGAAAAGUUGUCUCCUUGCUGUUUUACUGAGUGAAAAGUAUUGAUUCAGUAAGUCAAAAACAGAAUGUUGGUUGUUAAAUAGUCAUAUCUUAUUGCCUCUACAAGAUGUCUCUCACUUUUAAGCAUUUGUGUAUAGGUUUCUGGGACUUUCGGGGUGUAACUACAAUGAUGACUUUUAAUAAGUUUUGUUUUCAAUCUAAGCACUACUACUAACUGCACAUAGAAAAUAUAAGUUGUUGUUUUAGUAAGACAGGAAAUUAAGUUCGUAAAUCAGAGUUCAUGACAUGAUUUUUUAGAGGUACUAAUUAGCAAACUAAAAUUUACCUAAUUGUAAUUUUAAAUUCUGAAGAGUAGCAUAGUGAUUAAAUCUGCUAUACUCCAUUGCUUUAUAAAGCAAAGGAAAAAAUGGUCUUUCCACUAGGAGGUAGUAUUUCUACAAGUAGCUCUGCUCUGUUUCUUGGUAUAAAGUUGAACCAACCUUAAUCUCUGUAUUUAUUUGUACAAAACACAUAUAUGGCUCUUACUUUAGAUGCAACUUAUCAUAAUUCAAGUAGGUAAAAACAUUUAGGAAUCCUCACCUACCUGGGUCUCACUUCUACAGAAUCUCCAGUAACUGCUUUUCUGUAAGUAGAUUGGGGGGUGGGGGGGAUUCAAAGAAGCUUAUUCUGUGUCACAUGACAAAAACAUAAAUGAUACCCAUGGAUUCAGAAGCUGGAAAUAAGAGGACAGUGACAUAAGAACUCAUUUUAUAUCUCAAAGUGGGAUUUGAUAUUUGUUUUCACUCAGUUGUCCUAAAGUUGUACUUCCGAUGUAUCCAUCCUUUUAUGUGAACUCUUAGAGAGUGCCACCAAUCUUAGACAUGGAUCUGUGUGUGUGUGCUAAAUGGUAAACAAGAAAUAUGUGCCAUGUAUGGCACAUAGCCUCUUUGCCCCAGCUAACGUGAAGUCACACAAAAUACAUUGGAUGCAGUGGAAUCAUAGAUUUCCCUCUAUAAAAAUUUUGUAAAUCGGGCAGUAAAGAAUGGAAGCAUGGACCUUAUGCUCACUCUAUGUGUUCAUGGGAGCUCUGGUCUAGAGCGCGUCCAUUUCCAUUGCAGGCAGUGUUUUUAAACUUUACCUGUGAUUUCAAAGAUGAGGCAGCUGCUGUAAGUAAUGCAUUGUUCUGUGCGAGGUCAUUGCUUAAUGAAAGAAAAAGAAAUCUGCCAGUACUGCUUUUUCCGGAUGAAUGCAUUUGGUUUGGACUCACAAUGAUCACAUGUCAGUUGUGUGGAGACAAACUUCUCAUACUCUCCGUAGGCACAUUUUCUUUGUAGAGAAAGAAAUGCUUACAUCACGCUCCCUGUGGCUGUGCCAGUUGCCUGAGGUGAGCUAUGUCCUUUCUGUAUCUGGAGCAGGCUUUUUGUUUUAUGUAGUUCUCAAAAGGCUGGGGUGUCCAGUUACUGUAUCUUAUUAAACAAUUAAAAUUUCUAGCAGAUUCAAUAGCUCAAAACACUACAUGCCUUUCUAACAACAACAAAAAGGGUAAUCGCAUUCCGUGAGAAACAUCUGUAGAAAAUAGACCUGUUCAUGGUGACAAUUGAGUUAUGAAUUUUUAUUAUCCUUUAUUUUCUUCUUUAUUUUUGCAUCACACGUUGCUACAGUUUACAUCUUACCAGUGCUUCCCUAUUAUUUCACUUUCCUUAAGUACUUGUUUUAGCCUGAAUCUAAUAAAGCUCUAGAGCUAAUUAUCAAUGUUUAAGAAAUAUGGGGGAGGGAGGAUUAAGUUAAAGGAUACCACAAAUUUGGGGUGGUAAAAAAGUGAUCCACUUUUUGGAACUGGUCAAGAAUUUUAAAAAGGAUGGGAGAUACAGCUGAAACCAAUAUGUCAACUAUACUUCAAUAAAUUUUUUUAAAAUAAAAAAGUGGCUAUAUCAUUUUACCAAAGAAAAGAUAGGAGGGGGACUAUUCUGGAUUAAAAUAGAUUUAUUAGACCUAACAGUCCCAUGAAAUGAGUGGGCCUAGUUUGGAUUCCAAUGAGAAGAAACUAUAGAACAUAUUUUUGAGACAAUUGGGAUAAAUUUGAAUAUGAUCUAGGUAUUAAAUGAUACCAGGAAUUAUCAUUAGUUUUUCUAGAGGUUAAUGAUAUUGAAGUUCUGUAAAAAAUAUGUUGAUCUGUAUUGAACUGUGUAGGAGUAAACUGAUGUGUUACAUGCCAGUUGCUACCAAAUGUUUCAAUAAUAAUAAUAAUAAUGAUAGUAAUAAUAAGGUAUGAUGCAAACAUGGCAAAAUCUUGAAUUGUUAAACCUGAGCGAUGGUUAUCUGGGGGUUCAUUGUACUGUUUACUUUCGUGAAUGUUUGAAAUUUAGCCAUAAUUUUUUAAAAUUUAAACUUCUUGCACUGCUAGUAAUAUUUAAAGUAACAUUUUUGUUUAGAAAAAGUAUG
Physeter macrocephalus (sperm whale) is the source of this 6932-nucleotide messenger RNA. It is a transcript of the gene LACC1, whose product is annotated as laccase domain containing 1. Gene Ontology annotation, molecular function: copper ion binding. Lineage: Eukaryota; Metazoa; Chordata; Mammalia; Artiodactyla; Physeteridae. The coding region runs from base 393 to 1673 and encodes 426 amino acids. The record is from RefSeq and is a predicted model, not a curated record. The transcript has 7 exons.